ACCAGCAACGGCCGCGCCCCCAACGAUCAGAGGAGCAGUCGCUCCUCCUCCCACCCCUGGGUUCAGGGCCCAUCCCCUGCCUCUGAGCACUGGGGGCGGCCCCGCUGCGGCGGUGUGUCACGCGCAGGCCCCGCCCGGUCUCGGUGCGUGCGGGGGGCGGAGCGCGUUGCUCUCCGGCGGCAGCAGCAGGGGCCGGUGCUGGCCGGUCGGGGGCUCCGCGCUCUCAGAGCUCAGUGUGCGUGCGACGCCGUCCCUGUUGCCAGGUCUGUGGUGCGGGGCAGCGGCGUUCUUGCCAGGAGGCGGCGGCGGCGGACUUCGGCGCCGCUCAGAGGCAGCCCGGGGGAGCGGAGCAGCGCAGCUGGGGUUGGUCCCGCAGCGCCGCCCCUCACUCCUCUGCUCGGAGAUAACUAGUCGCGGAGGUGGGGGGAAGCCUGCUCCGCUCCCGGAAACUCUCGGCGUCUCUCGGGCAGGUGGCGCAGGGGCCUGAGCGCAGCCGGAGCGGGGGAACUUCGGGGAUUUGGGGCCGUCGCGUGAGGACACCCGCAGCAGCUUCCCGGCCGGAGGAAACUUUUCCCUGUGAGUCGCGGCAGGCAGCGGGCCCGGUGGAGCCAGCGAGCGCCCCCAGAAGUUGAACGAGCGCUGUCCGAGCCCCGGCCGGGGGAGCGCGCUGCGGGCGGGGAGCUGCUGGGCGGCGGGGCCCCGCUGCCUGCGGACAUGAAGCUGAGCAGGCAGUUCACGGUGUUCGGCAGCGCGAUCUUCUGCGUCGUGAUCUUCUCCCUCUACCUGAUGCUGGACAGGGGCCACUUCGACCAUCCAAAAAGCCCCCGCCGGGAGGGCACCUUCCCCAAGGGCCAACUUUCAAUAUUACAAGAGAAAAUAGACCACUUAGAACGUUUGUUGGCAGAAAAUAAUGAGAUUAUUUCGAACAUAAGAGAUUCUGUGAUCAAUCUGAGUGAAUCUGUGAAGGAUGGUCAAAGAAACCCAGAGGCCAUAAAUUUCAGUCAAGGAUCUUUUUCCGAGCUUCUGCCAUCUGCUCUAGUAUCCCUCACAAUUGAUCCUGAGGAUUGCUCAUUUGCUUCAAAAAGUGGAAGUCAAGAUUCAAAUGUACAGAUGUUGGAUGUCUAUGACAUUCUUCCUUUCGAUAAUCCAGAUGGUGGAGUUUGGAAACAAGGAUUUGAUAUCACGUACAAUGAAAAUGAAUGGGAUGAUGAACCUCUUCAAGUGUUUGUUGUGCCUCACUCACAUAAUGAUCCAGGUUGGUUGAAGACUUUUGAUGACUACUUCAGAGAUCAGACACAACAUAUCCUAAACAACAUGGUUGUAAAAUUGCAAGAAGACAACAGGAGGAAGUUCAUGUGGUCGGAAAUCUCUUACUUUUCAAAGUGGUGGGAUGGAAUAGAUAGCCAAAAAAAGGAUGCUGUUAAAAGAUUAAUAGAAGAUGGCCAGUUUGAAAUAGUAACAGGAGGAUGGGUCAUGCCUGAUGAAGCUUCUCCUCAUUACUUUGCUUUGAUUGACCAGCUGAUAGAAGGACAUCAGUGGCUGGAGAAGACUCUCGGAGUAAAACCGAAGUCUGGUUGGGCCGUUGAUCCCUUUGGGCAUUCGCCAACAAUGACUUACCUUCUGAAACGUUCAGGAUUUUCCAGCAUGCUUAUACAGAGAGUUCAUUACUCGGUUAAAAAAUAUUUUGCAACCCAGAAGACACUAGAAUUUUUUUGGAGACAGAACUGGGAUUUGGGAUCCAAUACAGAUAUCCUUUGCCACAUGAUGCCUUUCUACAGCUAUGACGUUCCUCAUACUUGUGGUCCAGAUCCUAAAAUCUGUUGCCAGUUUGAUUUUAAGCGUCUUCCUGGGGGAAGAGUAAGUUGUCCCUGGAGAGUUCCUCCUGAGGCCAUUCAUGCUGGGAAUGUUCAGCACAGGGCUUGGAUGAUUUUAGAUCAGUACAGAAAGAAGUCAAAGCUUUUCCGUACUAAAGUUCUGUUGGCUCCACUAGGGGAUGAUUUCCGCUACAGUGAGAGCUCAGAAUGGGAUCAGCAGUACCAGAAUUAUCAAAAGCUUUUUGAUUUUAUGAACUCUCAUCCUGAGUUACAUGUUAAGGCCCAGUUUGGGACUUUAUCAGAUUAUUUUGAGGCUCUGCGCAAAGCAGGUAAUUUGGAGGAAAAGAACAGCAAUUCAGUUUUUCCUGUUCUGAGUGGAGAUUUCUUCACAUAUGCAGACAGAGAUAAUCAUUAUUGGAGUGGAUACUUUACAUCACGACCCUUCUACAAAAGGCUAGAUAGAGUUCUGGAAUCCUAUUUAAGAGCUGCUGAGAUCCUUUAUUCUUUUGCACUAGUAGAGUCCAAAAAAUAUGAAAAGAUGAAUGCAUUUCCUUCGGUGGAAAAUUAUAAAUUGCUGACGGAGGCUAGGAGGAACCUAGGACUCUUUCAGCACCAUGAUGCCAUCACAGGAACAUCUAAAGAUUGGGUAGUUGUGGAUUAUGGAACUAGGCUUUUCCACUCAUUAAUGAAUUUGAAGAGGGUGAUCAUUGACUCUGCUCAUAUUCUUAUCCUAAAAGACAAAGAUACCUACAUCUAUAACCCAUCAACUCCGUUCCUUAAGAUGGAUGAUGUUCAGUCCUCACAAGAUUCUCUGCCACGCAAGACAGUUAUAAAGCUGAGUAUACAGCCAAGGUACCUUUUGGUUUAUAAUCCUACAGAACAGGAGCGGUUCUCAGUGGUUUCAAUCUAUGUGAGUUCACCUAAAGUUAAAGUAUUAUCUCCUUCGGGAAAACCUGUUAUGGUCCAGGUUAGUGGAGUAUGGGAUGGCACAACUACAGUAUCACAUGAAGCAUAUCAGAUCUCUUUCAUGGUGCACCUACCGCCUUUGGGUCUGGGAGUUUAUCAGCUUUUGGAGGUUCUGAGUUCAGAAAUGGUCUUGGCUGAUUAUAAUAUAUAUACUAGUGGAGGAAAUAAUGUGCAGGUGAACCCAGAUGAGGUUUUCAAGAUCAAGGAGAUGCAAAAUUCUGCGGAUGAUAUUACUUUAGAGAACUCCUAUAUGAAACUAUGGUUUUCUGGGAUCUCAGGGCUUCUGAAGAAAAUGAACACAAAAGAAGAUGGCAAAAAUCAUCAAAUAAAGGUGGAGUUUGCGUGGUAUGGAACUACAAGUAACAGAGAUAAGAGCGGGGCUUAUCUCUUCUUACCAGAUGGAGAGGCCAAGCCUUAUGUUUUCACGGAUCCACCUACCAUAAGAGUUACUCAUGGAAGGAUUUUCUCAGAAGUUACUUGUUUUUUCCAUCAUCUGACACACACAGCGCGACUCUACAAAGUUCAGGGGUUGGAGGGCGAGUCUCUUGAGCUGUCCAAUAUUGUGGACAUUAGAGGAGAAUACAAUCGUGAGAUUGCAAUGAGAAUUUCAUCUGACAUAAACAGCCAAAACAGGUUUUACACUGACCUUAAUGGAUAUCAGAUUCAGCCCAGAGUGACAAUGAACAAAUUGCCUCUUCAAGCAAAUAUCUAUCCAGUGACUACAAUGGCUUAUAUCCAGGAUGAUGCCAUUCGUUUGACUCUACAUUCUGCUCAGUCUCUAGGUGUUACAAGCUUGAAAAGUGGACAGUUAGAAGUCAUCAUGGACCGUCGACUUAUGCAAGAUGACAACCGUGGCCUUGGACAGGGUCUCCAAGAUAACAAGAUCACAGCUAAUCUGUUCCGACUUCUGCUGGAGAGAAGAAAUGGAGUAGAUGAGGUCAUUGAUAAAGCUGCUAGUAUAGCUCCAAGUACCAAUCACAGCAAGACCCCACUGAAGACAGACCAGUUCAAUAAUGAUUCUCUCUGUAUAGUUACAUUUUGAGACCGAUCAGUUAGCCAGUUUUUAAUCCAUUUAAUGUAUGCCAUGUUAAUGUUAUAUCAUUCUGAUUUUUUAAUCCAAGUGCUGUGUGGGACCAAGUCAGACACCUUCCAGAAGUCUAAGUUUAUUACAUUAACGCUAAUACCUUUAUCAACCAAACUUGUGAUCUUGUGAAAAAAAGAUAUCAAGUUAGUCUGACAGGAUCUAUUUCCCAUAAACUCAUGUUGAUUUGUGUCAGUUACAUUAUCCUCCUUUAGUUUUUUAUUAAUUGAGUCCUGUAUCAGCUAUUCCAUUAUCUUGCCUGGGAUUGAUGUCAGGCUGACAGACCUAUAAUUACCUGGGUCAUUCCGCUUCCUUUUUAAAAAUUGGCACAACAUUAGCUUUCUUCCAGUCUUCUGAAACUUUCCCAGUGCUCCAAAACUUAUUGAGAAUCAGCAAGCUCCUCAGCAAGUCUUUUGAAACUCUUUGGAUGCAAGUUAUCUGGAUCUGUUGAUUUUAAAAUUUCUGACUUUAGUAGCUUCUGUUCAACAUCCUCCAGAGGCACUAGUGGAAUGGAAAGAACGUCGUUAUUGCCAUAUGAUGAGAGUGUAUCAUCUUUUUUUCCUCCCCAAAUACAGAACAGAAAUAUUUAUUGAACACCUUUUCUGUAUUAUUAUUAUUGAUAAUUCUACCAUUUCCAUUUAGUAAUGGACCAAUACCAUUGUCAGGAUUCUUUUUUGUUCCUACUGUGUUUUAAAAACUCUACUACUGUCCGUAACUCUGCUUGCCAUACAUUUUUCUCCUUUUGUGUCCCUUAUCAAUUUUCUGCAAUUGCUAACUUCUGACUUGUUCAUUAAUGUUAACUUUCUCUUUCUUCCAUUUGUUAUAUAUUAUUUAUAUAUUUUAUAUUUUAAAGCUGCCUUCACUUGCUUUCUAAACAGUUUGGUUUUUUUAACCAGCACAGCCUUCUUCCUCAGUUGUGGGAUUGAGGCUUUUGGGGCAUUUAGUAAGGUGUUAAGUGAGUCCCAAUAAUAGUUCAAGUUUUUCUGAUUAAAUUAUUUUCCACAGCUUAUUUAGCUCAUACUUGUUUUCAGCUUUGUGAAAUUGGCCCUAUUAAAGCAGCAAGUAUAUACAUGACUUUUAGUCCUGUGGUCAGUUCCUCUUUAUCUUUUGGAACAAGGUCUAAUAUAGAAUUCCCCCAUGCUGGCUGCAACAUAUUUUGAGUUAGGAAAUUCUCAUCUAUAAUGUUUACAAAUUUGAAGCAUGUUUGAAACUGGAAGUAUGCAAUCAGGCAGCAGAGACCAAAAAUCCCAUAUACUCUACAGAAAAGUACUGUGUUAAAUGUAAACUACUUAAAAAAAAAAAAAAUGUUUAAAAAAAUUGAUAGGUAAGUAAACUGUCUCUGUGCUUGUUUCAUUUAAAUUAAGAUGGUUAAAAGUAGCAUUUUUCUUCUGCAUAGUAAAGUUUCCAAGGUGUAUUAAGUUCUAAACGUUUGAAAGAACAACCAUAAUGUUUUGUUCAGAGUUAUGAGCAACCUCCAUUCCCGAGCUUCGUAACUCUGAGCUUCUACAGUAGAUUGAAUUUAUGCUCCUAAAUGACCAAUUCCAGUUCCUCUUGGUCGUUGGUCAGGCUCUUAGCAUUGAUGUAUAGGUAAUUGAAGAAUUUCUUCUGUCCUUUGAUUCCUUGAUAAAUUUUGUUCUCGAUAUCUUGAUUUUGUGCUGAGUGCUGAUAUCUUCCCUCUUUUUACCCUCCCCUUAUGCUAUUAAUUUAACGCCCUCCUGACUACUCUAGCCAGCCUGUCCUCAAGAAGUUUGGUUCCCCUUCUGCUGAAGUGGUGACUGUCCAAACAAUAUAGCCUCCUCUCCCCCAUAGAAGGUGGACCAAUAUUUCACAAAACCAGAGCCCUACACCACUUACCUAGCUAGUGAUUCACUUCCAGAAUCCUCUGUCUUCCUUUGACACAUGCAGCAAAUCUUCAGUAAAAUAUAUGAAAUAAUAUACUUGAAAUGUUUAUACCAUUGCCUAUAAUUAAGAUUGAACAACCUGUUUGUAAUUUAGAUGUAUGUUUACUUGUUUAGUUCUCAGCUGAAUCACAUAUCAGAUGUUUGCUGUUUGUUGUACCCACACACAAAAAAAUAAUUAAAAAAUGCGUUGUGCUGCUAACCAAGAGGAGGAAAAGCAACACUCAUUUCUUCCUUCAAAAGUUAGCAUGUAUCUUAUCUGUUGACAACUAAUCAAAUAUACAAAACAUUUGCAUUUAAAUUGUAUGGGAUUCUGUAGCUUACUUAGUUUUAAUUUGCUGGCACAAUUAAUUAUUUGUAUUACAGUAAACGAUCAGGACUCCACUGAGAUUAAUGCUGUACAACUUAAUCCUUGCUCCACAGUUUACAGUCUAGAUGUAUGACAAGACAGAGUAGGUAGAUGAAAUAGACAAGUGGGGUGGCAAGACGAGAUAACAGUAAAUAGUACAUUUUCCUAUGAGACCAUAGUCUUUUUGCUAACUGUAUAGCCAUUAUCAUCUGGAGUGUUUUGUAGGCAUUACAGCACUGGUAAGUCUUAAGGAGGUACUUGAAGGAGGAUGAAGAGACUUUACAGAUUUUACAGGAGGUUUGAUGGGUGGCAUUGAAGAAAAGCACAGAAGUGUUAAUGAUACCUCCUUUGCAAAGCUUUUUGAGAAAGCUACGGAGUAUCCGUAUAAGAGCUAUAUAUUAUUAUUAUUAUUAUUCUUUGAGUGCUUGCGUUCCAUUUUAGAUGUGUACACACCAGUGCACUGAAACUGGAGAACUUUUCCCCAUAGUGAUACUUGUUGGGGCAGUACAUGCUGCUAGCUGAAAGUAUAAAGCGUUAGAGCCGUCCCAACACUCCUCAGUUCCUUCUCACACCCAUGGUUGGUAGUCGGAGUGUAUGUGGCUUCUUAUGGUCUUUCCCAUAUUUCCCUUUAAGAAAACUUUCUAGAGAUCUUUUAUUGUAAGUAGUUUAGUAUAGUUGUAGUUUAGAUAGUGGUACUUGUUUUUGGCUCAGUUCCCAGGCAUGUCCAAGUCCCCAAGAUUUAAGUACUGUUCUGACUAUAACAAAUUUAGGCCAGUCAGUGAUCCUCACUCCCAAUGAUAAAAGUGUUUGAGAGAAGGACACAUCAGGUAUAAUAACUGCCCUAUUUGUAAGGUGUUUAAAACGAGGAGUAGGACGUUGAGGGAAGUUCAACUUCAAGACAUCCUGGUCAAAGCAGCUUUUGUGCUCUCAUUUGGAACCCAGGUGCUCAAUAUGCAGGGAUUUGGACUCAACUCCAUCUUCGAGUGCACCACAAGACUUGGAAGAGAGUUGGAGAGCUGGCGAGACGACACCACUCUCCACCUAUGGUGCCAUGCAGGAGGCAGAAGUCCAGCCCUUUGACCUCUUCUGGCCAGAAGAAGCCCUCUUCUUCUUUGAGGGCUAAGUCCUCAACACACUCACAUAAAAUGACCAGUACCGAAGUUAGUUAUAGUUAAGAUAACUCCUGCAAGGUGCUUCCCAGUGCCGCAUUCUAGCAAUGUAGAGUUAUAGACUCUGGCAUCUUAUGCUGUACUGCCCACCCACUUUUUAACAUGGACGUAGUUUGGGGGCUCAGAGUGGCAGUGGCAGUACCUGUGCUUUGUGGCAGGGGAGCUGAUAAGGUGAUCAGCUCCCCCACCAUGAAGUGCAGCCCCUGCCGGCAGUUCCAGCCUCUUUCCAGUGGGGGGACUGAAGAGGACCUUAGUCCCCCUUGCCUUGAGGCCCGGACCCUCUCCGUGGCCUGCCCCUCCUCUCUUUCCUUCCAAGACCCUGUCCCCUGGCGUGGCCAGAAGUCAGAGCUGAGCUGUAAUAAGAGCCUCCCAGGGAUUCAGGACCGCUGUGGGGAGCCCUGGACCCUCUACCUGCCCUGGCCAGUGCACCGUGGGUGGGGCCGAGGGCUGCUCUUGGGCAGUGGUCUCCCCAUAGCAGCCUGGGCUCCCUGAGUGGCACUUAGCAUGGCCCGGCUCCAAGUUCCGGGCUGGCCUGGGGGUGGUGCCUCAUGGAGGGGGGAAGAAGAGAAGGAGCAGGGACAUGGCCAUGGGAAAGAGGCAGAACAGAGAUGAGGCCACAGUUUCAGCAGUGUUGCCUGUGACAUUAGCCUCUUGAAAGGUUUGGACAGACCUUGCCUCCUAUUAGGGAUCCCACACCAUCCUGCGAUCUGAGUUUGGUUCUUUCCAUUUUAACAUGGCCACCAUUCAAACCUAUAGCUACGCCCCCUUCUCAUCUCUCAGUGAAGGUAGCAUUCCUAGUGGCCAUUAUUUUGGCCAGGAGGUGGCAGAACUUCAGGCCUUGGUAGCUGACCCUCCUUAGAUAUUGUUUUAUAAAGGUAACGUUAGUUGGCAUCCACACCCCAAAUUUCUUACUAAAGUGGUGUCAGAUUUUCAUCUAAAUCAUUCUACAUACUUACUAACUUUUUUCCAAAACCUCACACCAACAGAGAUAGGGAAAACCUUCAUACUUUGGGCAUUCAUAAGAUGUUGGCCUUUUAUCUGAACAGAAUUAAAGAGUUUUUAUGGCAUCUCCACCUUAAACUCUUGUUCAUGUCCUUCGCUGACAGGAUGAAAGAGCAUCCUGUCUCUUGACAGAUGAUUUCUUCCUGGAUCUCCUCUUGUAUUCAUCAGUGCUACGAUAAUGCUCCAUGACCUCAAAGAGUUUUAGCACACUAUAAGAGCAUAAGCAGCAUCAGCUGCUUUCCUAGGUCAUGUUCCCAUCAGUGAUGUUUGCAGAGCUAUGACUUGGUCUUCUGUUCAUAUAUUCACUGCUCGUUAUGCUCUCUCCUAUGCCCUAGGAGGAGAUGAUAUGUUUGGAAGAGUAGUGUUGUAGUCCUUGUUUAGGUAGACACCAAUUUUCUCCUCCAUCUGGAAUUGUUAGUCGCCUAAAGUGGAAUGGACAUGUGCAAGCACUUGAAGGAGAUGCAUCUGAAGAAGUGGCUUUUUACCCAUGAAAGUUUAUGCCCAAAUAAAUCUGUUGGUCUUAAGGUGCCACCAGACUCCUUGUUGUUUUUGUGGCUACAGACUAACACAGCUACCCCCUGAUACUUGAAGAAAUGUUAGCUACCUGUUCAGAAACUACUGUUCUUUAAGAUGUGUGCACAUGUCCAUUCCACGACCCAUCCUCCUCGCUCUCAACAUUGGAGCAACAGCAAACUCUGGCUCCCUGGGCAAAGGAACUGAAUGGGGUCAGGGAGGCUCCACCCCUUCAUAACUUCAGUUAGUUGAACAAAUGUGCAGAGGGCACAUGCUCCACAUGAAUGGGUACCACUAUUGGAAAAAGUUCUCUGGCUUCGGUGCACAGGCACUCAACACACCUAAAAUGGAAAGGACAUAUGCAGCACAUCUUGAAGAACAGUUACCAAGCCAGUAUAUAACCAUUUUUUAUUAUUCGAGAAGCAGAUGAGUAGCUGAUUGAGAAGUUUUGUCUUUGUUGUUUCUAAAAAAUAAUUAAUAUGUCUUAAUUUACAAAUUUACAUUUAAUUAAGGCAGCCAUAUAAAAACUUAAUGCAAAGUGGUUUUAUCU
Messenger RNA from Chelonia mydas (Green sea turtle), 9342 nucleotides. It is a transcript of the gene MAN2A1, whose product is annotated as mannosidase alpha class 2A member 1. The record is from RefSeq and is a predicted model, not a curated record. Lineage: Eukaryota; Metazoa; Chordata; Testudines; Cheloniidae. Gene Ontology annotation, biological process: mannose metabolic process; N-glycan processing; protein deglycosylation. The transcript has 20 exons. Gene Ontology annotation, cellular component: Golgi membrane. Gene Ontology annotation, molecular function: carbohydrate binding; alpha-mannosidase activity. Bases 715 to 3822 code for a protein of 1035 amino acids.